Molecule: messenger RNA, 501 nt
Organism: Brenthis ino (lesser marbled fritillary)
Lineage: Eukaryota; Metazoa; Arthropoda; Insecta; Lepidoptera; Nymphalidae
Source: the annotation of a GenBank genome assembly
AUGGCUUUACAAAGGCAUCUAUUUCAAGUGUCAAAAUAUUGUUUAACCAGACAGUGCAUACUUCAAUACAAUUUAAGACAAACAUAUUGUGAAUUACAUCAUAAAUAUAGCACUGGAAUCAAUCGAAAAUACACAGAUAGACAUGAAUGGGUGGUUGUAGAAAACAAUAUUGGCACUGUUGGAAUAAGUAAUUAUGCCCAAGAGUCUCUUGGUGAUGUGGUUUUUGCACAGCUUCCUGAACCUGGUACAGAUGUAAAUGAAGGAGAUGAAUGUGGUGCUCUAGAAAGUGUCAAAGCAGCUAGUGAAAUAUAUUCUCCUGUGAGUGGAAAAGUAACUGAAAAAAACAUUAAUGUUGAAAAUAAACCUGGUUUAAUUAAUUCAUCUUGCUAUGAUAAAGGAUGGCUGUUCAAACUAACACUAACAAAGCCUGAACAGUUAAGUGAACUUAUGUCAGAAGAUCAGUAUGAAAAGUUUUUGAAGACAGAUGUAGAGAAAGACCAU